Molecule: messenger RNA, 2403 nt
Organism: Sus scrofa (pig)
Lineage: Eukaryota; Metazoa; Chordata; Mammalia; Artiodactyla; Suidae
Source: RefSeq, a predicted model, not a curated record
UGGAAAUGGGAUAGAAGCUGGGAGGGAAUAUCCCAGCUCAUCCUCAGAGCCACUGCUGCCGGACACUGGACCCCGCUGCUGCCGGGUGACAUCUGAGCACGUUUGUCCCACAUGAUAAGAGCCUAAAAAUUCAGUGAUAACAAGACCAGGUCCCUGCAUGCCACAAUCUCUCCAGGAGACAAAGGCCACCAGCUGUCACAUGUGUGGAAAGUGGAAAGCUCACGAGCUCAGCUUUUAGGCCAGCCUUCCUGAACUGUAGGGGGUGUGGCAUGCAUUAAAAUUAAACAUCAGUGACCCUGAGGAAGCUUAUAAAAUAGCUUAGGAGAAGCCAGUCACCAACAGAAGGCAUCUCACCUUGGAUGAUUCUGCAUGUGGAAACUUCUUUCAUCUUGAUUUAAAAAAGGUCCAUCUCCAGCCACCCAGCCCCAAGAUGGUGCCAACGCUGCUGCUGCUUCCCGCCCUGGCUGGCCUCCUUGGAGUGGCUGAGGGACAAGCCUUCCACCUCGGGAAAUGCCCGAAUCCUCCAGUGCAGGAGAAUUUUGACGUCAAUAAGUAUCUUGGAAGAUGGUAUGAAAUUGAGAAGAUCCCAGUGAGCUUUGAGAAGGGAAGUUGCAUCCAAGCCAACUACUCACUAAAGGAAAACGGAAACAUCAAAGUGAUAAACAAGGAGUUGAGAGCUGACGGAACUGUGAAUCAAAUUGAAGGUGAAGCCACCCCAGAUAACAUCACUGAGCCUGCCAAGUUGGGAGUUAAGUUUUUCUGGUUGAUGCCAUCAGCUCCAUACUGGGUCCUGGCCACCGACUAUGAGAACUACGCCCUUGUGUACUCCUGUACCACAAUCAUCUGGCUUUUUCACCUGGAUCAUGUUUGGAUCUUGGGAAGAAACCCUUAUCUCCCUCCAGAAACAGUGACCUAUCUCAAAGAUAUCCUGACCUCUAAUGACAUUGACAUUGAGAAAAUGACUAUCACAGAUCAGGUGAACUGCCCCGAGUACCUGCAAUGAGGCUUUAAAGGGAGGCUCCAUGUUCUUUCUUUUGCUUUGCGUCCCCCCACCCCGCCCCCGCCCCCAGCCACCCCUCACAAGGACACACCAACCCACCACGACAGAUCUCUGCAAAUACCAGAAGGGAAAUGUGACAGCAGAAGCUAGUGGUGAGGAAUUCAAGGCAAGUUGACCCAAACACUUAGCCGUGCACCACCGUGUUACUUUGCAAGCCUGAUAAUAAAAUUGCUGCCGACCUGCUGUUCUCACAGUAGAUUCCAAAUUGGACUAAUUAUUAUGGGGUUUUAAUUAUAAGCUUUUGUUUGAAAAUCCUUAAGCAGUUGUGUUGAAAAAAAAAAAAAAAAAAAAAAAAAAAAGCUAAGCACUGAACAAUUUAAAGGUAACAGUCCCGUUGCUGGAAAGGGAAAGCUGAUGGCCAAGACACAUUCCAGGUGACCUGAAUCCAGGUGUCCCCACCCUGCAGUAGGCAUUCCUUGAGGGGAAUCAUUUGAAGUUUUUGAGUCUCUGACAGUCAAUUUCCUGGAAGCAUUUACUUUCUCAUCAGGAAAUCUGCAGAGUCAGGCUGAAGAAUGAGCCAUCUUGGGUCUGUGCAAGGAGGAAGAGAAUCCAUAAGGGAGAAGCUGUGGGAAUAUUUUUAAGAAAAUAAAAUUUUCCCGGAUUUACUGGGACCCAGUUGCAUUCCAGGCACUGAAAAAUACAGAAUCCCUGUCCUCCCAGAGAAACUCACAGACUAGAGAGGGAGACUGACAAGUAAAGAUGCAAUUUGGGAGUUCUCAUUGUGGCUCAGUGGAAAAGAAUCCAACUAAGAACCAUGAGGUUGUGGGUUCGAUCCCUGACCUUGCUCAGUAGGUUAAGGAUCCAGCAUUGCUGUGAGCUGUGGUGUAGGUCGAAGACCCGGCUUGGAUCUGGCAUUGCUGUGGCUGUGGCGUAGGCCAGCAGCCUUAGCUCCGAUUUGAACCCUAGCCUGGGAACCUCCAUAUGCCACUGGUGCAGCCCUAAAAAGCAAAAGAAAAAAAAAAAGAAAAGAAAAGACACAAUUUGAAUCCAAGCUUAGGGAUGCAAAGGUGGAGGCAUGUGAAGGGAGCUGUGGGAGCUUUGAGAAGGUUUCCACCCCUGCAAGGCACAGGUACCUACAGGGUUGUACAUGCACGCCUUGGUGUGUUCCAGCUUCAUGGGGUCAGGAACCUCCUGCAGUUUGUUGUUUUGUUUUGUUUUUCUCAUGUUGGCUAUUAAAAUCAGAACAGCCUCAGAAUUAUCAUCCUGCAAUUGCUCUUAGCUCACAUACCAUUUGUAAUUGACGAAUGUUUUGGGAAAUGAAUAGAAAAUGAAGCCAGUUGAUUACAUUUUUGCAUUUUCAGCAUGAAUAUAAAAUAUUAAUUUCCCCGAGCACUUGAGACUCU